AUGGCUCCCAAAGGAGGACUCGGGGCCUGGAAGAGGAUCUUCUGGUGGCUGAUCCUGCUUGCAGUCAGCUUCUCCGGGCUGCUCCUGUGCGGGCUCCCUGCACUCAGGUACCUGGAAACCUUCAUCCCCAUGGGCACCUGCCAUUUGGCCAGAGAGCCCCUGCUGAGGGACAACUUCACAGGGCUCCUACACCUGUGGGCCCGACCUGAAGUCCUGACCUGUACCUCCUGGGGGGCCCCCAUUAUCUGGGAUGGCACCUUUGAUCCAGAUGUGGCCCAACAAGAGGCUAUACAGCAGAACCUCACCAUUGGGCUGACGGUCUUCGCUGUCGGCAGGUACCUGGAGAAGUACCUGGCGCGCUUCCUGGAGACGGCCGAGCAGCACUUCAUGGUGGGCCAGCGCGUGGUCUACUACGUGUUCACGGAGCGGCCGGCCGCCGUGCCGCGCCUGCCGCUGGGCCCGGGCCGCCGGCUGCGCGUGGAGCGGGUGUCGCGCCAGCGGCGCUGGCAGGACGUGUCGAUGGAGCGCAUGCGCACGCUGCACGCGGCGCUGGGCGGCCGGCUGGGCCGCGAGGCGCACUUCGUGUUCUGCAUGGACGUGGACCAGUUCUUCAGCGGCGCCUUCGGGCCCGAGACGCUGGCCGACUCGGUGGCGCAGCUGCACGCCUGGCGCUACCGCUGGCCGCGGAGGCUGCUGCCCUACGAGAGCGACCCGCGCUCGGCCGCCGCGCUGGCGCCCGGCGAGGGCGACUUCUACUACCACGCCGCGCUGUUCGGCGGCCGCGUGGGGGCGCUGCGCCGGCUGACGGCGCACUGCGCGCGGGGCCAGCAGCAGGACCGCGCGCGCGGCCUGGAGGCGCGCUGGCACGACGAGAGCCACCUCAACAAGUACUUCUGGCUGCACAAGCCCGCCAAGGUGCUGUCGCCCGAGUUCUGCUGGUGCCCCGACAUCGGCCGGCGCGCCGAGAUCCGCCGCCCGCGCCUGCUCUGGGCGCCCAAGGAGUACACGCUGGUGCGCGACUAG
This is a messenger RNA of Pipistrellus nathusii (Nathusius's pipistrelle), 1023 nucleotides long. Lineage: Eukaryota; Metazoa; Chordata; Mammalia; Chiroptera; Vespertilionidae. The record is from the annotation of a GenBank genome assembly.